AUCCGCAGCGAAAACCAACAACGGAGGCAGGAACGAGGCGGAAGAAAGAAAAAAAAUCCAGCUCGUCGGCUUCCCCGAACCACUUGAGCAGGGGAGGGGCGACGCGCGACCCAAUCCGACCCAACCCAGUCCAUUGCCGCCUCCACCAUGAACAGUACCAGGCAAAUAGAUUACUUAUAGUAGAUUACAAUCAGAGACGGCGAGAGAGGAAAGCAGAGUAGAAUCAUCUUAUCAUACUCCAUGACUCCAUCGCUAGGCUAGAGGGAGAGGGAGAGAGACGUCCCCCUUUGUUUCCUCGCUUGAGCCCAUCUCCUCGCAGCGACAAACCCAAGGAAGCGGAGGAUAGGAGAUUUGAUUAGUAGCUGGGAGCGUUGUGGGGGGGGGGGGGGGGGGAUGCAGCGGCGGCGGGGGCACACGUGGACCGGGGUGGGGAAGACGGCGCAGGCGGCAGCGGCGCACGUCGCGCUCUUCUGCUUCACGCUCCUCCUCGCGCUCAGGGUCGACGGCCGCACCACCUACUCCUGGUGGAUAAUAUUCAUUCCGCUUUGGCUCUUUCAUGUUAUUGUUGCACGUGGAAGGUUUUCAAUGCCAGCCCCUUCAUUGCCUCAUGGCCGUCAUUGGGCACCUUGCCAUUCGAUUGUUGCAGCUCCUUUGCUGGUUGCAUUCGAGCUGCUUCUUUGCAUAUAUCUUGAAAGCAUAAGAGUUAGAAAUCACCCAUCUGUUGAUCUGAAGAUUGUCUUCCUUCCUCUGCUGGCCUUUGAGGCAAUUAUCCUUAUCGACAAUUUUAGAAUGUGUAGAGCUUUAAUGCCAGGAGAUGAAGAAAGCAUGAGCGAUGAAGCUAUUUGGGAGACACUUCCUCAUUUUUGGGUUGCAAUUUCAAUGGUGUUUCUUAUAGCAGCUACAACAUUCACACUUCUCAAGCUAUCUGGUGAUGUUGGCGCUUUGGGAUGGUGGGAUUUAUUUAUAAAUUAUGGGAUUGCGGAGUGUUUUGCAUUUCUUGUUUGUACAAGAUGGUUUAAUCCCAUGAUUCAUAAGCCUCCCACUCAUGGAGAGGCUAGCUCAUCAUCAGCGGCAAUUAGAUAUCGUGAUUGGGAAAGUGGCCUUGUCCUCCCAUCACUAGAAGAUCACGAACAAGAGAAGCUUUGUGGUCUCCCUGAUAUCGGAGGUCACAUAAUGAAAGUACCUCUGGUGGCUUUCCAAGUUUUGCUUUGUAUGCGAUUGGAGGGCACACCACCCAGCGCUCGUUACAUUCCAAUACCUGCUCUUUUCUCCCCACUAUUUAUUCUGCAAGGUGCUGGUGUCCUUUUCUCUGUAGCAAGAUUGGUGGAGAAGGUUGUUCUGCUAUUACGGAAUGGACCAGUUAGUCCUAAUUACCUUACAGCCUCAUCGAAAGUCCGUGAUUGCUUUGCUUUCCUUCAUCGUGGUUCAAGGCUUCUUGGUUGGUGGUCUAUCGAUGAAGGCAGCAAGGAAGAGCAAGCCCGGUUGUUUUAUACUGAAUCUACUGGGUACAACACAUUUUGUGGCUAUCCACCGGAGGUAGUUAAGAAAAUGCCUAAAAAGGAUCUCGCUGAAGAGGUUUGGAGGCUACAGGCAGCGUUGGGUGAGCAAUCUGAAAUUACCAAGUGUACCAAACAGGAAUAUGAGAGGCUUCAAAAUGAGAAGAUUCUUUGUAGGAUUUGCUACGAGGGAGAGAUAUGCAUGGUCCUACUUCCCUGCCGUCAUAGAACUUUAUGCAAGUCUUGUGUUGAGAAGUGCAAGAAGUGUCCAAUUUGCCGUGUGCCAAUCGAAGAGCGCAUGCUUGUAUAUGAUGUUUAAACCUCACUAGCUAACCCAGCUUAAACAUUACAAAUUUGUACAUGUGGGUUCUGUUAUGUCGUGCAUUUGGACUCGAUCACAACUUUAAGCUGAUUGAGGUUUGCACAACUUCAGAAAGGUUCACCGUAUAUGGGGAAAAUACAAGUAUAUCAUGCCUAACCAAAAGCAGGGAAAAAGGUAGCCGAUGAACAUUUUGCUGGUUCCAAUUAUCUACUGUAAGUAUGUGAUCAGUGUACUUCCUUUCCUUUUGUGAUUGAUAGAUGUUCCGGUUAGUUUUGUUUGGGUAGCAUCUUCUCAUGGGUAUGCAGUUGUCCAAAUGUAAAUAAAAACAAUGCCUUGUUUGAGUGUAGUCCUCCUUGGUUGAAAGAAGAAUGAUAGCAAAGAAAAUAUACUCUUCGGGGAGAAAAAUAUACUCUUUUGGGGGUCUUUAGUUCGCAUACAAUUGCAGCAGAAAUGCGAAUAUCUGCGCCAGAUUAUCAGUUUGCAACUGUUCAUCUUAGUGUUUAGUUGUAAAAGAGGGGUUGCAUUGUGUAGCCUGAUUGAGUGGAAGUAUGCUGUGGAACAUGAUAGUUUUUGAAAAAAGUGUAUGGUUGUUUGUACGAGUGUAUGUAAUGGUGGAUGGAGUGAAUAUGUGAAGAUGUUUGGUUGCUGGUAUGAAUAGGUGUAAUGAUCAUGUGAUAUGAGAUUGACGAGUGGAUCUUA
This is a messenger RNA of Phragmites australis (common reed), 2517 nucleotides long. RefSeq lists its product as uncharacterized. The record is from RefSeq and is a predicted model, not a curated record. Lineage: Eukaryota; Viridiplantae; Streptophyta; Magnoliopsida; Poales; Poaceae. The transcript has 14 exons. The coding region runs from base 394 to 1815 and encodes 473 amino acids.